Rotaria sordida is the source of this 2460-nucleotide messenger RNA. NCBI's taxonomy places the organism in Eukaryota, Metazoa, Rotifera, Eurotatoria, Philodinida, Philodinidae. The record is from the annotation of a GenBank genome assembly.
AUGUCAACUGCGACAAUUCCAUUAAAACGUAUUACUUUAUAUAAAAAUGAUUUAGGUUAUUUUGAACGAACAACUCCUAGUUCAAAAUUACCAUCACUUAUUCUCGUUGCUAAAAAACAUAAGAAAUUAGUGAUUGAUACAUUAUGUACAACAGCUAGUACAGUAACAUUUGAUACAGAAGAACAUGAUAAAUAUGUUACUGAAAAUACAGUUGAACGUUUUUUUGCUUUUAAUGAUUUUUCAUCAUCAACUUCAUUUGCUAGUUUUCUUAGUACAUGUAUUGGAGCUGAAAUUGCAUUAUCUAUUCAAGGUGAUAACAAAGAACAAUUAGGUAAAUUAGUUAUGCUUGAUGAAAAACCAACAUUACUAAGUCCAAAUUCAACUCAAACAACAAAUCAUUAUAUUCUUCAAGUUUUGAAUAAAGAUGGAUUUAUUCGUCAUUUUGAUCUUGCUUCUAUCAGUGGUAUUAAAUUCACUGAGGUAUAUUUACAAGAACAACUUGAUAAAGUCUUAAAACAAACAUUAAACAAUCAUAAACCAUCAUUAAAUACAACUUCUGGCUAUGUUCGAAUCUUGUUUAAUAGUGAUAAUUUAUUAACAUCUUCAAAUAAACCUAUAACUACUACUACAAAUACUUUUGUUGAAUCAAAUAUACUUAAUGUAUCUCAUUGUUAUCCAACAAAAGAAUGGCGUUGUUUAUAUCGAUGUGAAAUUGAUUCAUCUAUAACAAACAGUAAUACUUCAACAGUUGAUCUAACUUUAUUUGGUUCAAUUAAUAAUCCAACAGAAGAAGAUUGGUCUCAAGUUGAACUCAUACUUGUUGCUAAUGAACUUGAAAUUUUAAAUAAUAAUAAAGCAACAACUACAACUACUAUUAAUCGUGAAGAAACAGAGCGUAAUGACCAAAGAUCAUCGGGUGGUAUGCAAAUUUUCAUUAAAACAUUGACAGGCAAAACAAUUACAAUAGACGUCGAUCCAUCAGCUACAAUUGAAAAUGUGAAAUCAAAAAUUCAAGAUAAGGAAGGUAUUCCUCCAGAUCAACAACGUAUGAUAUUUGCUGGAAAACAAUUAGAAGAUGGAAGAACGUUAGCUGAUUAUAAUAUCCAAAAAGAGUCUACUUUACAUUUGGUACUUCGAUUACGUGGUAGUCCAGCGGAUGAAAGUAGUUCAACUGCUACAAAACGAGGAAAAGGUCUGAAUACUACAAAGGUUGUUGUUGAUGAUGAUGAAAAUUAUGAAUCAAUUGAUUCAAGUCAAAUGAGUGGUCUUAGUGAACAUGUUGUAUAUAAAAUAAAUACACCAGUAACUAUUCGAUCACAUGAAAGUGUUUUAGUUGUAAUUAAUAAAUGGCAAAUAGAUGCACAAUUAGUACUUUAUUAUGAUCCAAAAAUGAAUGAUUUAAAUGCAAUUAAAGCUGUUCAUUUACGAAAUAAUAGUGAUGUUGUUUUAGCACCAGGAAGUAUUGCUGUUUUAGAUAAUGGACGUUUUGUUGCUCAAUGUGCAUUUACACCAAUGUUACCUAAUGAUGAUCAAUUAAUUAAUUAUGGUUUUGAUUCAACUGUAUCUAUUCUUCGUACAACUCCAAUAACACUUCAAGAAGUUCAUACAAAAAGUGUUGAUAUAAUUUAUGCUGAAAUUGAUAAAAUUAAUACAAAUAUUACUCCAACUGGUAUUGAUCUUCAACAAAUUUAUUUAAAACGUACACGUUAUUUAAUUAAAAAUAAUUCUUUAAAUCGUCCAGUAACAAAAUUUUAUAUUGAUCAUGUUGCUGAUCCAUCAUUAGGUGGUUAUGUUGUAACAACACAAAAGAAAUGUAUUAAAUCAGUUAUGGGUUUUAGUCGUUUCGAAUUAAAACUUGAACCACAACAAGAAAUUGAAUUUAUUGUUGAUGAACAAGCAGAACAUAGUAAAAAAAUCUUUGAAGCAUCAGCACUUGAAUCAUUUUUAGAAAAACAAGUUCCUGAACUUCUUCAAUUGAAAUUAAUCGAUGAAAAAACAAUUAAUUUAAUUCAAAAAAUUAUUACACAUAAAUAUGUUCAACAAGUUCUUCGACAUAUGAUUGAUAAUACAAUAACAGAUAGUCAAAUUCGAACAUGGACACCAAAACGAGAUUUACUACCAACAUCAUUAUUUGAUAAAGCUGUUGCUAUUGUUGAUAUUCAACUAGCUUUACGUGAACUUGACAAAACAAUUAAAUCACUUGAAGCACAUAUUAAAUCAAUAUUUGAAAAUCAAGAACGUAUUAGACAAAAUAUAAAAUCAUUAGAAAAAAUUGAUAAAUCUGAUUUAAUGAUACGUUAUUUAAAAGAUUUAAAUACAGAAGAAGAUGAUUUACAACAAACACGACGUGAAAUAAAAACAAUGCAAGAUGAAUAUAAUCAAAAACAACGAGAAUUAGAAGAUAAACAAGCAUCACUUAAACAUGAAGCAAAAGAAAUACAAAAAAAUCAUCGCAUGUAA